Messenger RNA from Trichoderma asperellum CBS 433.97, 347 nucleotides. The record is from RefSeq and is a predicted model, not a curated record. Lineage: Eukaryota; Fungi; Ascomycota; Sordariomycetes; Hypocreales; Hypocreaceae.
GUAGAUGUCUAAAAAAAGAGAGACACUGCAGUGGAUAAUAAUACCACGAGCCCAAUGACGGUGCUCCAUUAUAUAGUAUAUAUUAUAUACUGUGUAAUAGUGCUGCUUUGUGUGACUGGCCCAAUCUCGCCUGCAUGCACUCUUGAGACAUGGGCUGUUGGGCGACUUGAGCCAGUCGUCUUUCUCAACCGCCUAUUGCUUGGCAGGCACAAUCACACCGUACCUUUGCGUGGACAACCAUACGUGGCGAAUGAUCCUUUGAGAAGCCGAAAAGCAGAGGCAGACGGCCAGAAAUAAGCUCCGCAGAGAGCCAUUGCGGCUGUCCAAUCCAGGCUGCAGGAGAUCCG